AGAAGCGUUGAUAUCAAUGCAGCCGCAGCAUUUCUGUGACACUUUCUUUAAAAUAACUUGAUACAGCAUUAAAAACAUAUUACUGGAUUAAACUGAAGCGCUGCACACAAUGUUGGCUACCGGAGCAGCUGUAACCACAGCGCUGGCACAAGUUGACAGAGAAAAGAUCUACCAGUGGAUCAACGAGCUCUCCAGUCCAGAAACCAGAGAGAAUGCCCUCCUGGAGCUCAGCAAGAAGCGGGAGUCUGUACCAGACCUGGCUCCCAUGCUGUGGCACUCUUGUGGUACUAUAGCAGCCCUGCUGCAGGAAAUCGUCAACAUCUACCCAUCAAUCAACCCCGCCACCCUGACAGCACACCAGUCCAACAGAGUAUGUAACGCCUUGGCGCUCCUGCAAUGUGUAGCCUCCCAUCCAGAAACAAGGUCAGCUUUCCUGGCAGCUCACAUCCCUCUCUUCCUGUACCCCUUCUUACACACUGUCAGCAAAACACGGCCUUUUGAAUACCUCCGUCUCACAAGCUUAGGGGUCAUAGGUGCUUUGGUGAAAACAGAUGAGCAGGAAGUGAUCAACUUCCUGUUGACCACAGAGAUCAUUCCCUUGUGCCUUCGUAUCAUGGAGUCUGGCAGCGAACUCUCCAAAACGGUUGCAACCUUUAUACUACAGAAAAUCCUCCUGGACGACACGGGGCUGGCUUACAUCUGUCAGACAUACGAGCGCUUCUCUCAUGUUGCUAUGAUUCUUGGUAAAAUGGUCCUCCAGCUUUCCAAAGAGCCUUCAGCCCGCCUACUGAAGCACGUAGUGCGCUGCUACUUACGCCUGUCUGACAACUCCAGAGCCAGAGAAGCUCUUCGCCAGUGCCUCCCUGACCAGCUCAAAGACACCACCUUCGCCCAGGUCCUGAAGGAUGACACCACCACCAAACGCUGGCUGGCCCAGCUGGUGAAGAACCUCCAGGAAGGUCAGGUCACAGACGCACGGGGCAUCCCUCUCCCCCCACAGUGACUCCACUCCAGCUCCUCACCGACCCUGAGGAACACCAGCAAGGAACUGCCCAAAAGAUGAUGACGAUGAGCUUUCAGCUUCAAUCAUGAACACACAGACAGACAUGCAGCGCUGUUUUUAUGAAAGACUUGAAAAGGGAUUAUUUUUUGUGUUCAGAAGCACAUCUUCUGCUAUUCCGUUGCCAUGGAUCCACGGUUUCAAAGACUUUCACGUUUGUUGCCUCGCCAUGUGUUGUCCAACUGAUUAACAGAUGAACAAUAAACUAUUGCACAACAUAGAACAGCUUCAGAAUCAUCAUUCUGUUAAUGUGACACUGCCAGAUAUUUUACUAUUACUAGAUAUACAGCAUUAUCCUUUAAACUGGUGGCUUGUGAGGCCUUCUGCAUCACAUGUAGAUGUGUGUUACUGACAAGAUAUCUUAAAUGGAGUAUUUCUGUAUUUAAUUAUAGUAAUGUUUUGCAGAAUAGAAGAUCUUUUCAGGUGAUGUCACUCUCUCCUGCAGGCAAGAGGUAAGUAAAAUCUAUUCAGAAACAAGCACCAGAA
Scomber scombrus (Atlantic mackerel) is the source of this 1546-nucleotide messenger RNA. It is a transcript of the gene cnot9, whose product is annotated as CCR4-NOT transcription complex subunit 9. Gene Ontology annotation, biological process: mRNA catabolic process; negative regulation of translation. The transcript has 8 exons. Bases 110 to 1003 code for a protein of 297 amino acids. Lineage: Eukaryota; Metazoa; Chordata; Actinopteri; Scombriformes; Scombridae. Gene Ontology annotation, cellular component: CCR4-NOT core complex; CCR4-NOT complex; P-body. The record is from RefSeq and is a predicted model, not a curated record.